This is a messenger RNA of Penicillium brasilianum, 915 nucleotides long. The record is from the annotation of a GenBank genome assembly. NCBI's taxonomy places the organism in Eukaryota, Fungi, Ascomycota, Eurotiomycetes, Eurotiales, Aspergillaceae.
AUGCCACAGCCACCAUCACAAGCCUCCUGGCCCACGGAAAUUCCCGGGAUCCGCCUGCAUCCGACCGAUUUGCACUCGGAAGAGCUUGCGGAUGAGGCUAAGGGGUGGUUGCUGUUCGUACGGGAAGAAUCCCAGCCCAUAUUAACCCCCGCAAAUGCGCUGCGUCACCGGCGAGCCCUCAUUGAGAGAUGGGCCACUGCCGGCCAGGAGUUCCGCGAGAAAGAAUUACUCAAGUAUAAACGAGCAGUACAGUCCUACUAUCAAAAUGCCCCAGGUUAUCACUCGGCUCUUGACUACCCGGCUGUAGCCCUCUCUCACCUCACCGUACGACCCAACAAACGAUUCUUAUAUCUACCCUCGGUUGACCGGAAAUCGCAUGCCCAUAACUAUGUUAGUCUCGUGGAAUUUCUUAUCUUAAUGUACGUUCAUCAAGAUGAAUGGAAUGGGCUGCACCCUUUCGACGUACACGGGGCAGGCGAGGCCCCUAGUUCGCAUAUCCCGCAGCUGCUUGACCCUGGAGCCGGCUCUGGCGCGCCUAUCACGCUCAGCGAAUUCCUACCCGCGCUCUACCUUCACACGGCCCAUUUCUUCGCCCUCUCGAUGACCCGGGAUGGCACGGUAAUAUUCGCCGACGGGCCGGGCCUUACGUGGUUCGUGAUCGACGAGCGUGGGCUAGCCACCGGGCGCCUGACCCUAGCCGACUUUGGCUCUAACGGGCUUGUCCACGUCUCUACCCUCCGUCGACCCUGGAAUAUGGGUCAAAGCAUGUCUUUCGAGCAGAUGCUGGGUAGAUUUCUCAGCGAAAUCGCCGAGUCUGGUAUCGGAGGCCCGCCGCAGUAUAAUGAACCAUAUGUUCCCCCUCUCUCUGACAGAGUAAAUAUUUUCCGCUUCUUUGUUGCUUCUAAUGAGAAAUAG